AUGCACGCCGCCCUCCAAGAACGAGAAUUGCUGGAUCUCAUUUGCGCCGAAUUGCGCCUGGCCAGGACAGCACCAAGCAUGCGUGGGCUGGCGAGUCUUGCACGAACGUGUCGUGGCUUCACGGAAUCCGUGUUGGAUGCGCUGUGGUUUACGCAAACCAAUAUUCUCCCCACUUUCGACGUCUUUCCGGGGGACCUCUUGCACUGCGCCGGCCGUGCAGACGGCGGCUUUGAUCUGUAUCUCCGCCAACCACUUUGGCCGCACGACUUGCUGUAUGCGCUGCGAUAUACGCGUCGCGUUCGCCACCUGAUCUGUCCGCCGUACGAAUAUUCUGGCAUAUGGCUUCCUGGUUGCCGCGUGCCACUUGCACCGGAUUGCGUUGUUUCCAAAUGCGAGGGAGCUAAUCCCGGCCUUGAGGCACAGGCCUUCUUCCCGCAACUCAUCCUAAUCAUGAUAUCCGCUCCCCGUCUCACACAUCUUCAACUGCGAAUGGGCCGGCACUCUGCCUUGGGGUUCCUUUUACCAGUUGCCAGCAGGCUGCAAGUGCUCGUGCUCGAGUCCCGUGGCAUCUACGACCGCCUUUCUGAAUACCCGAUAUAUUCCGAGGUCAAUCCCAUGGCGCCUCAGCUGAGGAACAUCCGGGUGCUUGCCAUCGGAAAUCUGGACGACGUUGGCCUUUCCCAUAUCGCAGGCCUGCCGCACUUGACAGAACUGGAGCUGCGUUUCCUGGACGGGGGGGUUGACUCGGAAUACCGGGGGGCCACAUUCAUGAGCGAAGACUGCCAUUCAACGCUCUGCGCUUCCUUCGACUAA
Mycena indigotica is the source of this 813-nucleotide messenger RNA. RefSeq lists its product as uncharacterized. Bases 1 to 813 code for a protein of 270 amino acids. Lineage: Eukaryota; Fungi; Basidiomycota; Agaricomycetes; Agaricales; Mycenaceae. The transcript has 3 exons. The record is from RefSeq and is a predicted model, not a curated record.